This is a messenger RNA of Macaca mulatta (Rhesus monkey), 1714 nucleotides long. The record is from RefSeq and is a predicted model, not a curated record. NCBI's taxonomy places the organism in Eukaryota, Metazoa, Chordata, Mammalia, Primates, Cercopithecidae.
AUGACGGCCUCACACAUGGGUGGUGGCCCUGCAGUUCCGGGUGCCACACACACGCCAGCCCCUGCUCAGGCCCUGAUCUUUGAGAAGGGGGAGCAGCAGAACCUGGGCACUGACCCCACAGUGCCACUCACACCCACAGACAAUUCUCCAGACAGGCAUCAGGUCUCGGUCCUGGCCACCUCCCCCUGCAGGGCCUCAGCUCUUUCCCAGGACUCACAUGGUCCUUCCUCACAUGCAGCUCUGGACCAUCCUCCGGUAAGCCGUCCAGUGGGGCCAUUUGGGAGCCCUUCGUCGUGGGGUGAGCGCUGCAGGAACCGGGGCCCCAUAAGCCCGUGCUUUUGUCGGGGCUGCCCCCUCUCCCAUCGCAGGGUGGGGAGGAAGGGUCGUCCCGCCUCCCGUCCAGGCCAGUCCUGUUGCGCCUCCUCCUGCCCCACUCUGACUUUCGCGCGCCCAGGCGUCUCUGAGGGUCGCGCCCGAUACCCUCCUCUACCCCAAGGCUUCUUCUCCCCAAGGGCCGGGCUGGGGCCCAGGAGCGUCACAGCCUCCGUAGGCCCCGGAAAUCGCAGCUUCGUCAAAGCUAAGCCUGCCACGAUCAGCUUUUCCCACCACCUGGAGGAUCCACUCUCCGUCCGUCCUUCCCGACCUCAGGCUGCAGAGAAAACUUGGGGGCGGGGGUCGAGGAAGCCGCGCCCCAAGGCUCCCAGCACAGCCCCAAGAGGAAUCCUGCAGGCAACAAGAAGCUGUACACGCGGCCGGGCGCGAGCCUCCGAGUCCAGGUGGGGUCUCCGCGCCCCAAUUCCACCCCGCCCCGCAUCGGCGCCCCCCGCAAGUGAGGGGUUUCCACACGCCCCGGCGUUCCCGCCCACUCAGGGUCUCCCUCGACCCCCCGGGAGAUGCUCCCCGCUUUCUAUCCCGCCCCGCUCUGGCGCGCCAGGUAAACGAUGUGACCCCGCCCCCCUGCGGUCUCUCCUCCCCAGGACGCUGCCCCCGUCCCCACUUGUGGUGCUCGGGGCAUCUCUAAAGCCCCCAACCAGAGUCCUCCAACCCACCCGCGAGGCUCGCGCACCAGCAACGCGGCCCCGCCCGCAGGGACCCCGCCCACCUGUGGCUCUACCCCCGCCUCUGCGGCCUCCCCCACCGCUAGCGCGGCCCCCACCUACGACGACCCCCGCGUAGGUCCUCCUGCCCACACCUGCCACCCCGCCAGCCCCUGUCCCAGCCCCUAGCCGUGCCCCCGCCCCUAGCCGCGCCCCCGCCCCCGCCCCCGCAGCCCCUCCUGUGCGCUCGGGUCCAUCCCGUCACCGCCCAUUGGCCCUGGGUCAGCGCAGGGGCGCCGGCCUGGCUGCGGUUCCGAGUCGGGCGCGCGCCGGCAGGGUUCCCAUUGCCAGCGGCGCAGCCAGACUAGGGGCUGCCCUCCGCCUUCUCGCCAUGGACGCGGACGACUCCCGGGACACCAAGGGCUCCUUGCGGAAGUUCCUGGAGCACCUCUUCGGGGCCCGCAAGGCCAUCGGCGUGCUGACCAGCGGCGGGGAUGCUCAAGGUUUCUCCAACGUGAGAUGCUCCCAGGAGUCCUUUGGGAUUGUUUUCUGACUUUGACCAGGAUUUUGACGGAGAAGAUUCAUUAAUAUAGGACCCCUUGUCUUAACGUACAUAUGUAAAUGAUCUGAUGUGAAGUUUUCUGAAUGGAAAAUGAUUGAAAGGUUGGCAUGCAGUA